Messenger RNA from Camponotus floridanus (Florida carpenter ant), 2010 nucleotides. Its product is annotated as trichohyalin. Gene Ontology annotation, molecular function: phosphatase binding. The record is from RefSeq and is a predicted model, not a curated record. NCBI's taxonomy places the organism in Eukaryota, Metazoa, Arthropoda, Insecta, Hymenoptera, Formicidae. Bases 1 to 2010 code for a protein of 669 amino acids. The transcript is spliced from 5 exons.
AUGGUGCACUUUGACGAAGCGAGUAAGAUAAUGGACGAGAUGAUGAAGGUGACGAUUUUCAAACCAUCCGAGAAACGUCGAAUGUUGGAAGACGAGAGGAAAGCCUUUCCGGAUCCAAAUCUAAUUAUGGAUGCAAGACAUCGAAUAUUUCGCGAAAAUUUCACCAGUUUUCAAACCAAGUCUUCCAUACUAGCAGAGGCCCGAAAAUUAUUAACUGAAGAAGAAAUGAAGGAAUUGCAAUUGAGGAAAGAACAAGCUUUCAUACAAAAGGAAUUACAUAAAUUUGAGCAAAAUUUGCAAAAGUCUCGUCCUAAAUUUUGCGGACCGUGCAGUAGAAAGAAUAUAGCUAGCUCGAAUGAUGAAAAUUUUUGGAGAACAUCUAAUAAAGUCGAGCGAGCCGUUAUUAAUAAAAAAAGAAGCAAAACGACCGAGCAAAAGGUGACGGUCGAUCAAAAGAAAAUUAAACAGGCAUUCGCGGAAGUUUCCUCCGUUGAAUCGAAAGAUGUCAAGCAAUGUUCGAUAAACGAGGUCGAGGGAGUAUCAUUCGGUAACAUCAAGGUAACCAUCAGGGAUAAGACAAAUUAUGUACCGGAGCAUCGAUUAAAUGUUCUGGGAUCAUGCUUCGAGGCUCUUCGUGAGAACGUGCGGAAUAAACGUCGUCUUCGCGAGAUCAAAACCAAUAUUCAGAACAUCGCGUCCCGAAGAAAUCUAAAAUCGUGCAUCCACGUAUGGAGAACGUACGUGGAAAAAGCGAAGACUCGACGAGAACAGGCGGCGAAAAAUUCCGACGUCCGUAAGAUUGAGAUACUCAUCGAUACCAUCACGGAAACGCAAAAAGAAUUGACGAAGUCCCAAAGAACGGAGUCGAAGGGAUUUCUUCCGAACACAAGGGACACUGAAAUAAGGAAGAAAACUCCUGUCAGGUCAUUUGUCGUCGAAUCACCGGCACAGAAUCGACUAAACGCUCAGAAAGAAAUCAUCCAUAAACAGAGAAUGAGAUUGGCUGAGCAGAGCAAGAUCAUCGAGGACCUGAAACUAAAACAGAUGCAAGAAGAAAUAACGAAAGCUGGCGAGCAGACAAUAAACGCAGCCAAGGAGACCCUGACGCAUUGUGGUCAACAGACUAGGAGAACUCUGAUACAGUUGAUGAGACAAGCAGGCUACAGAGACAAGUCUUUAACGGCGCCGGUACGGGUGCCAAGUCCACCUAGAUUUCUAAUGAGGAUGGAGGCACGGGCGGAAGCGAGGAGGAACAGAAUAAAAUUACGUGAAGAAGCACGGCAGAAGAAACUGGAGGACGAGAGGAGGAAAGUAGAAGCCGCUAGGAGAGAGGAGGAGCAAGAGAGGAAAAGAUCGCAACAAGAGGCCUUGCGCGAAGCAAAAAGAAUACGCGAGGAACGAGAGCAACAACGAAUAUGUGAAAUGGAAAGAUGUAAAAAAUUGAAUGCCAUGGCGGAAGAAUUUUAUCGCAAGCAUUUGUUGCGACGAUACAUAAUGGAACCAUUCAUCGCGCUCGUUGAAAUGAAGAAUAAUAAUAUAAAAAAAGUUGAGGAUCACUACAAACGGUACUUAUUGCAAAAAGCAUUCGUGAGAUGGAAGAUAGAAACAGAACGUCAAACUCAAAUUAAAACUGAGUUAGUUAUGUCACUGUAUAACAGAAAUUUAUUGUGGCAUGCGUUACAAAAGUGGAAGCAAAUAAUGAGAGAGAAGCAACAAAAAGAACAAGUGGCUAAAGAUUUCUCCGACAUGAGAUUACAAAACAAAUGUUUCAAACUGUGGAAGAUAAAAACUGUGGAAUAUAAAGCUGAGCGACUAAAGACUGAACGUUUAGCUUUGAAACAUUAUGAAGAAAAAUUGAAAGCAAGAUACUUCAAUAUGUGGAAAAAAUAUCCAAAAAUAGUGCCAGAUAUCUUAGAAAGUGAACGAAUAAAAAACACAUGGCGGGAAAUAGUACAAGAAGUAGUUCCGGACUUCGAUCCUAGACAAAGAGGUGUAAUAUUAGAAGACUAG